AAGAAAUACACCCAGAGUGUCCAUGUCGGGUAUUGGAUUUACUAGAUAAUGCUUAUUCUUGGUUAUUUAUGUGCCGUAAUACUCUGCAUGCGUAUUUUAGCUCCUGUGAGUAAAUUCUUUAGUUAGUGCAAAGAAGUUUUGCUAGUAAUUGUCCUUCUUUUCCUCUUCAUAUGCAGAACGCAGCUGGUCCCGAUAUUCAAUUGACUCUGAUGGAACUCAAUCGUCCCAUGAUCAAAAAAUUUCCACAUGGUUGGAUAUGUAACGUGGAACAUUUUCUCGCUUGGCUUCAUAAUCUGGAGUUUACUGAUGUUGAAUUUCCUGAUGUUGCAAUUGCUGAAGGACUUCGUAAAUUAAGCUUUGAAGACCUUUCCUUCCCCAAAUGGAGGCCAAAAUGAUAAGCUCCUAAAUCAUUGUAUCCUUGUUGUUGCAACAGAGGGCCAUUUAUUUAUUCUAGGACAGUGGCUAAAUCAUUUUCUCAGUCUUGUGUUUCUCUGUCAGUCAUAUGUCCCACUUAUCUUUCUGGAAUCAAAUCUAUCUACAAUUUGGGAAAAAAGGACCCUUUGGCAGCUGAUCAUACUAUUAAAUGUGCCAAAAAGCCACAUAUGGUUCUGAUUUCAGACAAUUUCAAGAAUGCAUGUGCUGAUUUAAGUCAAUCAGGGAUUACAAGUUUGCCAUCACAGGCAUGGGAGGGGGGCACACCAUCUCGUGAUAGUUAUGAAAUCUUCAUCAAGACUGUUAGAGGUGAGACCAUCACUUUGGAUGUGGAAAGUUCAGAUAGGAUAUACGAUGUCAAAAACAAGAUCCGGGACAAGUUAGGGACCCCCGCGGACCAGCAAAGUCUCACAUUAGCAGGAAAGCAGCUUGAAGAUGGCCGCACCUUGGCAUACUACAAAAUUGAGGAGGAUUCGACCCUCAAUUUCCAUGUUUGCAUUAGCCGUCUGAAGCACAUGUUACAAUUCCCAAGUCUGACAUUUAAGGAUUACAUUAAGCCUUUCCUCACUCAGAAGGAUUACAUACCAACUCAAGGUCCUUAUCUGAUCUUCAUUCAAACUUUAACCGGUAAAACUAUCACUUUGGAAGUCAAGAGUUCAGACAAGAUCUACAGUGUCAAAGCCAAGAUUGAGGCCAAGGAAAAGAUUUCCCCCACCAUACAAACAUUGUAUUUCAGUGGACAAGUACUUGGUAAUGAGGGAACUCUUGCCAGCUAUAAAAUAGGGAAAGAGUCUACCGUGAGUCUCCUUUUUCCCCGUGGUGGUUAGAAUGAACACACCGUAUAUGUCAUGUUUGUCUUGGUACCAUAUGUCAACCUGGUGCUUUUUGCAGUCUGAAACCAUAUAUAGAAUUUUGAACUAUUUGAA
Erigeron canadensis is the source of this 1358-nucleotide messenger RNA. RefSeq names its product polyubiquitin-like. Gene Ontology annotation, molecular function: ubiquitin protein ligase binding; protein tag activity. Gene Ontology annotation, biological process: protein ubiquitination; modification-dependent protein catabolic process. The record is from RefSeq and is a predicted model, not a curated record. NCBI's taxonomy places the organism in Eukaryota, Viridiplantae, Streptophyta, Magnoliopsida, Asterales, Asteraceae. The transcript is spliced from 5 exons. The coding region runs from base 603 to 1259 and encodes 218 amino acids. Gene Ontology annotation, cellular component: nucleus; cytoplasm.